CUUUCUCUCUCUAUUCCUAAAAACCUCGCGCCACAAAACCCUAGCUUUCUCCUUCCCGCUGCUACUACUCGUUGAGGCUAACGGAAGGCACAAGAAUGGAGGGGAGGUUUGCUAAUUUGUGGAGGUUGACUGUGAAUGAGAGUAAAUUCGUGGAAUCUGCGUUGCAAUCUGAGCUCAGAGUCGAUGGUCGUGGCCUUUAUGAUUACCGCAAGCUUACUAUCAAGUUUGGCAAGGAAUAUGGUAGCUCAGAAGUUCAACUUGGUCAGACUCAUGUAAUGGGUUUUGUGACUGCUCAGCUAGCACAACCUUACAAAGACAGACCUAAUGAAGGCUCCUUCUCUAUCUUCACGGAAUUUUCUCCAAUGGCUGAUCCAUCGUUUGAGCCAGGUCAUCCUGGCGAAUCUGCUGUUGGGCUGGGCCGCAUUAUAGACCGUGCUCUAAGAGAAAGCCGUGCAGUAGAUACAGAGUCGCUCUGUGUUCUAGCUGGAAAGCUGGUCUGGUCUGUCCGCAUUGAUCUUCACAUUUUGGACAAUGGAGGGAACUUGGUUGAUGCUGCAAAUAUCGCUGCUUUAGCUGCACUCAUGACAUUCAGGAGACCUGAUUGCACUGUAGGAGGGGAGAACAGUCAAGAAGUGAUUGUACAUCCACCCGAGGAAAGGGAACCACUUCCGUUGAUAAUACAUCAUCUCCCAAUAGCCUUCACGUUUGGAUUUUUUAAUAAAGGCAGCAUCUUGGUGAUGGACCCAACUUAUGUUGAAGAAGCUGUUAUGUGUGGGAGAAUGACAGUGACAGUUAAUGCCAAUGGCGAUAUUUGCGCAAUCCAAAAACCGGGAGAAGAAGGCGUGAACCAGAGUGUAGUCCUUCAUUGCCUGCGUCUUGCAUCUUCAAGAGCUGCUGCAACAACAAAGAUAAUAAGAGAAGCAGUUGAAGCAUACAACCGUGAGAGGAGCUUACAGAAGGUGAAGCGACAUCAUACUUUGGCUAAGUCUGAAGUUUCUGGACCUAUUGUAGUUGUUUAGGAAGAGACAACAACCAAAGAAGUCCCCAGGGCAGGAAAAAGCUGCAUAUAUGCAUGUUUGGUUAUGGCUGUGGUGGUUGAUUGUAACUUUUUGGCGGUAAAGAUUUUAGUUGUAGAUGUCGGAUCAGCAACACUAGUAGAAACGUUAAUAUGAUUAAAAUGACAGUUUUCAAAAUGUCAUUACGUUGAUUAUGAACAGCUACCACCUGCUGUUCAUUCUUAUGAAGUCGGUUAAAGCUUUUUUACAAA
Molecule: messenger RNA, 1267 nt
Organism: Camelina sativa (false flax)
Lineage: Eukaryota; Viridiplantae; Streptophyta; Magnoliopsida; Brassicales; Brassicaceae
Source: RefSeq, a predicted model, not a curated record